Hyphopichia burtonii NRRL Y-1933 is the source of this 1428-nucleotide messenger RNA. RefSeq names its product Ssp96p (gene SSP96). The record is from RefSeq and is a predicted model, not a curated record. Gene Ontology annotation, molecular function: N,N-dimethylaniline monooxygenase activity; flavin adenine dinucleotide binding; NADP binding. Bases 1 to 1428 code for a protein of 475 amino acids. Lineage: Eukaryota; Fungi; Ascomycota; Pichiomycetes; Serinales; Debaryomycetaceae. The transcript has 2 exons.
AUGGCUAUCAAAUCGGUUGCUAUAAUAGGUGGUGGUCCCUCGGGGCUAAUUACUUUGGAUGCUUUGAUCUCUGAACAGAAGUUCGAUGUGAUCAGACUUUUUGAGCGUCGAAGCGAAGCAGGAGGUAGCUUUUCAUAUCAAGCCAAUCCACCUGAAAAGUUAAAGAAUAUAAAGGCACUCAGUGAAAGAAAAGCAUUCCAGCAUGACCCGGUCCCGUCUGAGUUACCAGCGUAUGUGCCCAAGUCAGCUACUCAAAGGUUUAUGGAUACUGCAACCUAUUCAUAUCUUGAAAGUAACGUGGAAGCUAGUGUGAUGGAAUUUUCAAAAGAACGAUUUCCAGAGGCUCUGAGUUCAAGAUCGAUUAAGAAAUACGGUAAAGAUACUCCAUUCAGGCAUAACACCCAAAUAAAACAAUGGGUUCAAGAUUUAUAUAAGAGAAAAGGGCACGACGACCAUAUUGAGUUCAAUACGUCUGUUGAAUUGAUUGAAAAAAAUGAAAAUUACACUUUAACAUUGAGAAGAUUUGGAAUAAAUUCGGAUUAUGUUUGGCAAGAGCAUUUUGAUGCUGUUGUGGUUGCAAGCGGGCAUUACGAUGUUCCCUAUGUACCAGAUAUUCCUGGGUUGGAUGACUUCAUGGCAAUUCCACGUACAGAGACUAUACAUUCUAAAGCCUUCAGAACCAGAGAGCAAUUUCGUAACAAGAAAACUGUAGUUGUUGGAGCUUCGAUUUCUGCUAUGGAUGCAGUACAAGAUAUUGUUGGAGUUGCUAAAAGCCCGAUAAUUUCUGCCAGAAGAUCAGAUACUCCGAAUAUUUAUUUCGGGGACCAUGCAUUUAAUCACCCUCAGGUAAUAAGAACGAGAGAAGUUGACAAAAUAAAUGGCCAAACCGUACAUUUCAAAGAUGGCCAAAUCAUUGAUGACGUUGAUGCAAUUAUUUUUGGUACUGGGUUUUCUUACGCUUAUCCCUUUUUACCAAAUUUAAAUUUAACUGGGAAUAAGGUUAACGGGUUGUAUCAGCUAAUUUUCAAGAUUGACGAACCUAGAAUUGCGUUUGUUGGUGCAAUAACAGCUGGGUUUACAUUCAAAGCAUUUGAAUGGCAAGCAGUGUACGUCGCCAGGGUUUUCGCUGAACGGGCACAAUUACCUAGUAUCAAAGAUCAAAAUCAAUGGGUCGAGGAAAGACUUAAGAGAAAAGGUGAAGGUCCGGAUUACAGCUCUCUUGCACCGGAUUUUGAAGAAUAUUUUGAAACUGUUAGAAAACUCGCUGGAGAAGAAGGACCUGGAAGACGAUUACCCAAAUGGAAUGCUAGGUGGGAAUCUGAUUUUUGGAGAGGCCAUCAAAGAAGGAUCGGAUACUGGAUUGAAAAUAAUAAUAAACCUUCACACCAUGUAGACGAAUUGAAUUUACUUAAGUUAGAAACAGUUUAA